Peromyscus leucopus (white-footed mouse) is the source of this 2119-nucleotide messenger RNA. It is a transcript of the gene Madcam1, whose product is annotated as mucosal vascular addressin cell adhesion molecule 1. The record is from RefSeq and is a predicted model, not a curated record. Gene Ontology annotation, molecular function: integrin binding involved in cell-matrix adhesion. Lineage: Eukaryota; Metazoa; Chordata; Mammalia; Rodentia; Cricetidae. Gene Ontology annotation, cellular component: membrane. The coding region runs from base 627 to 2102 and encodes 491 amino acids. Gene Ontology annotation, biological process: integrin-mediated signaling pathway; positive regulation of lymphocyte migration; leukocyte tethering or rolling. The transcript has 5 exons.
UUGCCAAAACCCGAGGCAAGCACACUCCCCAUGCUGGUGGAGACAGACUUCAAGUGUCUGAAGACUGGGCCUCCACAGGGGCCUUAGGAAGGCAGAGGAGGGGGAGGCUCUUGGAGACUGGAGAGAACAGAGCAGUGGAGCCAAGGUCCUGUGGCCGCCUGAGGCGGGAAGGACACAGGACUCGAGCCUUCCUUCUCCGGGUGCGGCACAACCCUGGGGGUGUCGAUAUGUAGACCGGUGCCCCUCGAUACGGGUCUGGGCCAAGGGCAAAGCACGGGAGGGACAGUGUGCCGAUCUUGGAGGAAGGUGGGCGAGAACUCAGCGCUGAGGCCCAGGGUCUACCCCAGACAUGUCCAAAGCCGGCCAGCUCCAGCCCCCCGGCUCUGCUGGAACUGCAGAGGUCUUGUGCGAUAAAAGGACACAGACGGGGGUAACUGACACGUCAGGCAGAACAGUCCCAGGAGAAACCCCGACUCCGGGCGCGACCGCAGGGGACCCCACCAUCCAGAACCGAGUCUGGCCUCUCUGCCGCCCCCGUGUGGCCACCUCUGGAAAUGAAGUCAGAGCUCGAGUCGGCCGGGGUGGAGCCGUCUAGGACUGGCUGAUGUCCAUGCACUUGACCCACCAUGGUGACCCCAGCCUCUAGCCUCAGCCUUCCCGUCCGUAGAACUGGGGCCUGGAACCUUCCCAGACCUUCCCUGCUUGUCCUGCGUUCCCGGGUCCCUGACUCUCUGCCUCCUGCGGAGUGGAGGUCGGGCUGGGAAAGCCCCCCGGGAAACUCCCACGGAGUAGGGAGAAGGGGGAGGAGAGGCAGGGUCUCAAGACGGCGGGAAGCCGCCAGCCCGCUGCUAUUUAAACCGCUUCCCUUGGCGGUCACCAGACAGAGGGACGACAUGGAGUGCAGCCUGGUCCUCCUGCUGGCCCUGGCCAUGGCGCCCUUCCAGCUUGGCGGUGGCCAGUCCCUCCAUGUGGAUCCCCCUGAUCCUGUGGUGGCUGUGGCCAAAGACACAUCCCUCCGGCUCAACUGCAGCCUGCCCUGUGACGAGGGUGUCGCCCAGGUGCAGUGGCGUGGCCUGGACACCCACCUGGGCAAUGUGCAGAACCUCCCGGGCAGCAGCAUCCUCUCCAUACAUGGCCUGCUGACAGACGCUGGCACACGUUUGUGUGUGGGCUCCUGUGGGGGCCGAAGCUUCCAGCACUCUGUGCAGAUCGUGGUGUACGCCUUCCCAGACCAGCUGGUGGUGUCUUGGUCAGGACAGGACCAAGAGGUGUCCUGCACGGCCCACAACAUCUGGCCCCCAGACCCAGACAUCCUCUCCUUCACCCUGCUACUGGGAAACCAGAGACUGGAGGGGGCCCGGGUCCUGGAAUCAGAGCAAGAGGAGGAGACGCAGGAGGCCGAGGGCACGCCGCUGCUCCGAGCGACACAGCGCUGGAUGCUGCCCGCCCUGGAGACCCCUGCCCCCCCUGCCCUCUACUGCCAGGUCACCAUGCAGCUGCCCAAUCUGGUGCUAACCCACAAGAAGGGAGUUCCAGUCCUACAGAGCCGGACCUCACCAGAGCCCCCCAACACCACCUCUGCCAAGCCCUACAUCCUGACCUCAUCACACACGACUGAGGCCAGCUCCACUGGGCUCCCCAACAGCACAACCCUGCCGUCUACCCCUCCUCGUUCCACACUUAGCCCCAGGACUCUGAGCUCCGCUGGAACUUGCUCUCCCGAGAUCCACCAGGACCAGGAGGCAGUCUGGCAGCUACUCUGUGAAGCAUCCUGUGGGCCUGGAGUGACUGUGCGCUGGCUCCUGGCUCCUGGCAACCUGGCAGCCUACCACAAGAGGGAGGCCGGGGCUCAGGCAUGGCUAAGCGUGCCUCCCCCAGGUCCCAUUCCUGAGGGCUGGUUCCAGUGCCGCCUGGACCCCGGGGGGCAGGUAGCCAGUCUGUAUGUCUCCAGUCAGGUGUUCCCAAAACCCUCCUCCGGCAUCACCCUGUGGGUUGGCAGCUUGGUCCUGGGGCUGCUCGCGCUGGCCUUCCUCGCCUACCGCCUGUGGAAACGCUGCGGGCCGCGUGUUCCCCCAGACUCCAGCUCAUGCACACUCCUGUGAAGCUGGGUUUGGGGCAG